CUUCCGGGGUUGAGAGUGUGACGUCUUGUUGUGUUGUCAAGAUGGCAGGACACGAACACCACCACCACUUCUCUCCGUGUUUCUGCGACUUAAUGAGGUUGUUCGGGUCCCUGGUUGUUCCCUGCGUGUACCUGAGCCUGGUCCUGACCCUCGGUCUGCUGCUGCUCCUGCUGGGGGUCCGUGUGUGGCUCCAGGGCCGCCGCACGGCCCGCCGGGCUCGGGACGGCGGCCCCGCGGUGGCCUUCUUCCACCCGUACUGCAACGCUGGAGGAGGCGGGGAGCGGGUCCUCUGGUGCUCGCUGAGGACUCUCAUGCACCGGUACCCCGGCGUAUCUUUCGUGGUUUACACGGGCGACCAGGGAGUGACCGGCGAGCAGAUUCUGGAGAGAGCCCGACAGCGUUUCAACAUCUCGCUGCCUCGGCCAAUCACCUUCGUCUUCCUACGUCACCGCUCGCUGGUGGAGGCCGGCUCGUACCCGCACUUCACCCUGCUGGGGCAGAGCGGCGGCUCCAUGUUCCUCGGCUGGGAGGCGCUGACGGCCUACGUCCCCGACCUUUACGUGGACUCGAUGGGCUACGCCUUCACUCUGCCGAUCUUCCGUUACCUGGGCGGCUGUAAGGUGGCGAGCUACGUUCACUAUCCCACAGUCAGCACUGACAUGCUGUCAGUGGUCAGAGAGAGGAACCCUAGAUUCAACAACUCAGACCUGGUCUCCGGGAACGCCGUGCUGAGCGCCGUGAAGGUGGUCUACUACUGCUGCUUCGCCCUGCUCUACGGCCUGGCCGGCUCCUGCUGCCACGUCGUCAUGGUCAACUCCACGUGGACGCUGGGGCACAUCCUGUCGCUGUGGCGCUCACCCAGCCGCACCGGCGUGGUGUACCCGCCCUGUGACGUCAGGGCCUUCCUGGACGUCCCGCUGGAGGACAGAGAGGAGGAGGAUGAGGAGGAGGAAGGCUGGGAGGAGCUGGGACGCGAGCUAGCGGACGGCGAGGAAGAGGACGGCGAGGAAGAGGACGCCAGAGCGGACAGGAAGUGCCACUCUAUCGUGUCGGUGGGUCAGUUCCGGCCGGAGAAGGACCAUCGGCUGCAGAUCCGGGCGUUCCACAAACUGCUGGGCGGGAGAGCGGAGAAGCCCGGCGGGCGGGAGGCGGUGAGGCUGGUUCUGAUUGGUGGAUGCCGGGACCGGGAGGACGAGGAGCGCGUGCUGAUGCUGCGCGGGCUCUGCCAGGAGCUGGGCGUGGCCGACCGCGUCGACUUCAAACUCAACGUGACCUUCGGCGAGCUGAAGAGAGAGCUGGGGAACGCCACCAUCGGGCUGCACACCAUGUGGAACGAACACUUUGGGAUCGGUGUGGUGGAGUGUAUGGCUGCAGGCGCCAUUGUCCUGGCCCAUAAGUCCGGCGGUCCGAAGCUGGACAUCGUGGUGCCGUACGAAGGCGGGCAGACGGGCUUCCUGGCCGACAGCGAGGACAGCUACGCCGCAGCCAUGGAAACCAUCCUGGCGCUGUCUCCGUCGGCCAGACUGGAGAUCCGACAGAAUGCCCGGCGCUCCGUGGAACGAUUCUCGGACCAGGAGUUUGAGGCGUGUUUCCUGGCCGCCAUGGAGUCUCUGAUGAGCGCUCUGGAGCAAUGAGGAGGAACACACGAGUCCCCCGAGGACUGGGACUAGGUCUGAGACUAGUUCUGAGAGACGGAUACUGAGCGGCGAGAGUCUGACCUACGUUUAGAACAAGCUAUGCUUCCAACGCUGUCAGUUACGUAAAGAGUUUUACUGCAUAGAAGUUUUAGCUGUGUGUGUGUGUGUGUGUGUGUGUGUGUGUGUGUGUGCGUGCGUGUGUGCGUGCGUGUGUGUGUGUGUGUGUGUGUGUGUGUGUGACAAGAAUUGAGAAUAAAAAUAGUAAUCUCAGUUUUUCACUGUAUAGAUUUCCCUUAAAGCUCCAUUGGGUAAGAAUUUCUCCCCUAACCCACAGACACACACACACACACACACACACACACACACACAC
Sander lucioperca (pikeperch) is the source of this 2007-nucleotide messenger RNA. RefSeq names its product GDP-Man:Man(3)GlcNAc(2)-PP-Dol alpha-1,2-mannosyltransferase-like. Lineage: Eukaryota; Metazoa; Chordata; Actinopteri; Perciformes; Percidae. Gene Ontology annotation, cellular component: endoplasmic reticulum membrane. Gene Ontology annotation, biological process: protein N-linked glycosylation. The coding region runs from base 42 to 1634 and encodes 530 amino acids. The record is from RefSeq and is a predicted model, not a curated record. The transcript has 7 exons. Gene Ontology annotation, molecular function: GDP-Man:Man(3)GlcNAc(2)-PP-Dol alpha-1,2-mannosyltransferase activity.